Messenger RNA from Caenorhabditis sp. 36 PRJEB53466, 611 nucleotides. The record is from the annotation of a GenBank genome assembly. NCBI's taxonomy places the organism in Eukaryota, Metazoa, Nematoda, Chromadorea, Rhabditida, Rhabditidae.
AUGCUCUACCGUUUACUGUUAGUCUGUCUUCCUGUUGCAUUUGCGGUAAGUGAAAUGAUCUGGGAUUAACGAAAAAGAUUGAUUCGCAGCAAAUACCUGUGUAUCUCCGAACUCCGGCAAUUGCGGUGGCUGCUGCUCCGAUUGCCCAACUCCAGUGUGCUCAGCAAUGCAUGCCAUCUUGUCUUCCUUCGUGUCUUGUCGCCCAGUCACCAUAUCCAGCAUACCAGCCAGUUGUGAAAGCUGUACAAGCAACUCCAGUGGUCCAGACUCCUCCUGAUGCAGCUUCCUUUUAUCAGCCGUAUAGUGCCGGACUUGCGUACUAUCCAGUGGUUCCGAGUUGCACGCCUACGUGUAUGCCAACAUGUGCUCCGACUUGUGUAUCUUCUUCUCCCAGUCCACAGCGAGAUGACCUCCCGACUCCUCCACCAGAAACCGUUCCGACACCAUCUCCGGAAAUCACAACUACCGCUCCAACUGAUGUGGUUCCCUGCAAAUGUCUCAUCAAAAUCACUAUCACUCAAGGAAACAAUACCAUUUCAAAGUGCGGUCCGAACUCAUGCGCCUGCCCUCAAGGAUACAACCAAUGCGGAUCUAACUGUUGCCGAGCCUGA